Molecule: messenger RNA, 2000 nt
Organism: Linum trigynum
Lineage: Eukaryota; Viridiplantae; Streptophyta; Magnoliopsida; Malpighiales; Linaceae
Source: the annotation of a GenBank genome assembly
CUCACAACUGAUACUUGGACUUCUUUGUCUAAUCUCAAUUAUAUGUGCAUUACUGCUCAUUUCAUUGGUAGAGAUUGGAAAUUGCAUAAAAGAAUUAUUAACUUUGUCCAAGUUACAAAACAUUCUGGAAGUGAAAUUGGAAAACAGUUGGCUAGUUGUUUGGUGGAGUGGGGCAUUAGGAAGGUGUUUUGCAUAACAAUGGACAAUGCUAGUGUCAAUGAUGUGGUUGCUAUCCAUAUGAAGGAACAGUUGAAAGAGUGGGGAUCAGAUAUCUUGGAUGGAAAGUAUCUGCAGAUGAGGUGUGUGGCUCACAUUAUUAAUUUGGCUGUGAAGGAUGGGCUUAAAGAAACUGGUAAAUUUGUGGAGCGAGUGAGAGAGUCUGUGAAGUGGGUUAAAUCUACACCAGCUAGGAGCAGAAAAUUCAAAGAUUGUAUUGAUUUUGAAAAGAUAGUGUCGAAGAAAUUUGUUUCGUUGGAUGUAGCUACAAGGUGGAACUCAACGUAUCUGAUGUUGGAAUCUGCAAAGCCAUUUGAGAAAGCAUUUCAGACAUUAGCUAGAAAUGAUAAGAAAUUCAAGAAACAUCUCAAUGAAAAAAAAUAUGGAAUGGAAAGCCUUGGUAUCACAACUUCUGAUGAUUGGUCUAGUGUGGGCAGGUUGAUUGAUUACCUGAAGCUAUUCUAUGAUUUGACUGUUCGAGUUUCUGGGACUUCAUAUGUGACUUUACACCUCUUGUUUGAUGAGGUAUGUGAAAUGUAUACUAUGAUAUCUGACUGGGCUGAUAAUAUAGAUUUUGAGGUGUCUUGCAUGGCUGAGAGAAUCAAGUCCAAACUUGCCAAGUAUUGGUUUGAAGAUGAGUUGGAGAAUUCCAAGAUGAAUCGGUUGUGUUAUAUGGCAGUCAUAUUAGAUCCUAGGCUGAAAGUUGAAUAUCUUGAACAAGCUUUGAAGAAGGUAUAUGGUGAGAGCAGGGGUAAAGCUUUGGUCGAAGAGGUGAAAGAUGAAAUGCGUCUUCUGUUUGACCAUUACAAGCAUAGGCUCGGACUUCCUAGCAGUUCUCCCAUUGUGAUUCAGGAAGAUGUGCAAGAACCUAGUGGAAGUGGGGAUGGGAAGAAGAAAGGGAAGAUUUGGGGUGAUUUUAGGAAAAUGAAAAGAGAGGCCAUUCUGAAAGGAACUCGAAAAAGUUCCAAAUCUGAGUUUGAUAGGUACCUUGAGGAGGAGGAGGAUGAUGAAGUGGUUACACGAGCAUUGGUGGGUUCAGAAGAGGAUGAAUACAAGUUUGACAUCUUGGGAUGGUGGUCGCGAAGUGGGAUGAAAUAUCCUACUAUUUCUGAGAUGGCUAGGGAUAUUCUUGCUGUUCCUAUUUCCACUGUUGCUUCUGAGUCGGCAUUCAGCACAGGAGGUCGAGUUUUAGAUUCGUUUAGGACCUCCUUAUCCCCUGAAGUUGUGGAGGCUUUGAUUUGUUGUGAAGAUUGGAUAAGAUCUUCAGACUCCGAGUUGGUGGCUGAUGGAGAAGAUGAGGGUGAUGAAGUGGUAUUUCAAAAUGUAUAUGCAGCUUUUCAAACUCGGAGUGCAAGUGCACCUGCAGGACCUAGUGGAAGCUCUCCUGCUACCCAUGUUUUGGUCCCGAGUCCUACUAUGUCACAAGUGGAAGAAGACUAUGUCGAUGACAAUUCUGAUGAGAAUGAUGAGACUUAUGUAGAUAUAGAGCCUGAUGAGGAGUGAUAUGGUAGUAGUGUUUAUCUUGUAUGGUGGAUGGAUUUUUAUUUUACUUGGAUGUUAUCAUUUGAGAAUUGUAAAACUAAUGUGUUUAAUUACGAGUUGAAGAUAAUCUCAUCUAUGAUUGUCGGUAUUUUAUGUUGAGCAAAAUUAUUUAUAAUUUUGCGCCAAACACCACAUAUUUUUUUGCAUAUGAUAGUUGAUAUACCUUCAAUUUUGGACCUAUGGUAUGACUAAAAUAUUUAAUUAUACGAAAAUUCACAAUUAAAUAAGAUAUGAUUAAGUUA